Messenger RNA from Trichomycterus rosablanca, 4020 nucleotides. It is a transcript of the gene spred2a, whose product is annotated as sprouty related EVH1 domain containing 2a. Gene Ontology annotation, molecular function: protein kinase binding. The record is from RefSeq and is a predicted model, not a curated record. The coding region runs from base 335 to 1570 and encodes 411 amino acids. The transcript has 6 exons. Gene Ontology annotation, biological process: negative regulation of MAPK cascade; multicellular organism development. NCBI's taxonomy places the organism in Eukaryota, Metazoa, Chordata, Actinopteri, Siluriformes, Trichomycteridae. Gene Ontology annotation, cellular component: membrane.
ACGAUCCAACAUGGAGUGAGAACGCGGCGGUGAGGCUCGUGCGGGGCCGUCCUCACACAGAGCAGCGCGCGACUGCAGCCGCGGUACCGACAGCGCGCUCCCGACCGGAGGUCCGCACCGGACUGCGAGAGCGCUGGAUUAACGUGUGCAAGUGGAUAUAGGAGAGAGGGGGGAUCCGAAAAAAAAAAACCCCACAGAGCAAGCGACGGUGGAUCGGUGCUAUACAGGACGGGAAAACGGAGAUUGGAUCAGUAGGACGGGGAACGAGACAAAAUGGAGCCUGGACGCUGCUUGCGCGCGGUGGGAUGUUACUGGAGGUGAAACGAGGAGGAAAAUGACCGAGGAAUCCCACCCAGACGAUGAUGAUUAUCUAGUGCGUGUGAAGGCUGUGGUAAUGACGAGGGAUGACUCAAGUGGUGGUUGGCUGGCUCAGGAAGGAGGUGGGCUCAGCCGGGUCGGCGUUUGUAAGGUGGCUCCGGCCAGUCUGGAUCUUUUUGAUCGCAAUGGGUUUUUCAUCUAUGGAGAGAGACUUCGAGACAAGCAGGUAAUCUUGAAGUGCUUCCUUAAGAAGGACCUGGUCUACACUAAAGCUACUCCCACAUUCCACCACUGGCGUGUGGACAACAAGAAGUGUGGACUGACAUUCCAGAGUCCAGCGGACGCACGCGCCUUUGACCGUGGUGUCAGAAAGGCCAUUGAGGACCUGACUGAUGGUUCCACCACUUCCUCAUCUACUCUACAGAAUGAGACAGAGCUGGGAGAUGAUGACGUCUUUACAAAUGCCACAGACAGCUCAUCAAACUCUUCCGGAAGGAGGGAACCCACUGUGCGGACGCUCACACCCAUUUGCUUCUGUGAUUCACACCACCACCAGUGCAUUCUCCACAACCAGCACAGACACUCCGACCAUUACUACCUGGACCAGGCACCUCCUAUGUUUAAUCGACUGGUGCAUUUUCUGGAGGAAGAGGAGGAGCUUGUGCGCAUCAACCCACGUGAGCGUGCCUGGCUAACAGGCUAUGAGGACUACCGCCACGCUACCACGGCCGGCCACAAACUCCUGCGACCUGAACCCUUGGACGCUUACGUCACCUUUGCCAAAAGCGAACCGCCCAAACAGGACUACACGUACCCAUGCCCACUAGGUGGCGACAGUGGAAAAUCAGGGAUUAGUGGUGGGGUUGUGGUGUCAUGCCAGCCAAGGACAUUGUGGCGCAGUGAGGAUGACCGGGUGCGCUGUGUGUACUGCCGAGAUGUUUUCAGUCCAUCCCAGAACCGGCGUGGGCAGUGCCAGGAGGCACCCGACCCGAUGGUGGCACUAAUACGGCGAGUAAGCUUCAUGUGGUGCGCAGACAGCCUACUGUAUCACUGCAUGGCGGACGCUGAGGGCGAGUACUCUGAGCCAUGCUCGUGUGACUCUAGUGAUGGGAGGCUCUUACUUAGGUGGCUGGCGCUGCUUGGCCUGUCAAUAAUCGCGCCCUGCAUGUGCUGUUAUGCACCACUGCGAGCUUGUCACCGCUGUGCUGUUGCCUGCCACUGCUGUGGUGCUAAGCAUAAAGCCGCCAGCUAAGAUAUGAAAAAAGAGGCUAAAUGGAUGUAGUUGCAGUAAACCAACUUUGGAUGACAGUUUUUUUUUCCACAGAAGUUUUGUUUCCUUUGGACAAUCUUGGUUAUAUAUAUAAACCUGGCUAACAAGCUAUAUAAAUCUAUAUAUAUAGAUAUAUCUAUAACUCCAGGUACUUUUUAUGUUUUUACACUUUUCCGCUGUGAUGACCGUGAAGGUGCAGCCCGUCUUGCUGGUCCAUCCUAACGUGAUCAAUACUGUUCCAUUAAUUGAAAUCACUCAAGUGGUUAAGUGCACUGCUUAAGUGAACAUGUUAUGUAUGUGCCAAAUGAAAAUAAAUUAAUUAAUAAUUUUAUAAAAAAACAACAUUGUGACAACAACUCCCCCUUGUGGAGAAACUUUCACCCGCUAAAUUUGAAAGAGAUACUUCUGAAGUUGCUUUGCAUCUUAUAAUGCAAAGCAACAGUGUUACUGGGAGCACACAAAUACAAAGCCAAGGGUUGUAAAGAAGUAAGUAUGUGUCAAUGCAGGUCCAUGAGGUGCUUCACAUAAAAAAACUGCUAAGCCAGCAUUAAGCAUUUGUCUUUGAGAAUUUAGCAAAAUAGCAGCGGUAGCUCAAAAGUUAAGGUGCUGGACUAGUAAUCAUAAGGUUGCCAGUUCAGCCCCACUAUUGUCACAUGGCCAUUGUUGGGCUCCUGAGCAAGGCCCUUAAAAUCUUAGUUGCUUAAAUUAAAUUUAGUGAUAGGUGAAGAUGCUUUGCGUCUGCUAAAUGCAGCAAAUGUAAUUUAAAUGCAAACAUAUUUUAUUAUUUUAACAAAAUGUGCUGUGAUUAAUGCUUUUACAAUCUAUACUUCCUAUGCAAAUUAACUUAGCAAGCAAAACUAUACAUUAUUUUUAACCAACAAAAUAAGUGCUUUGUUGUCUUGAUCGCAUUAUUGCUGAACAAUAGAAAAAAACGGUAAAAUCUUAACUAGGAGUGUGCAUAUAAAAUAUAUAAAAUAUCAAAUAAGUAGUAAUCAUUGUCAUCAUCAGCAAACAUAGCACAGACAACUAUUUCAUCAUUGUAACUUAGUGUCCUUAAGGGUACUUUUGAAGGGCUGACAUCAGGGUGGACCAGCCCGACAGGAGACCACCACAGUCAACUCAUAUCAUUAAAUUCUUAUGUGUUUAGUGCAUUUGUUUUUGUUUUAAUAUUUGUUUAAUUUUGUUUAGUUGCCCUGGCUUGCCAAUCACAGAUAAACAUUCUUACCGAGGCACUUAACACUUGACCAUCCCUAUCAAAACAGACAAAGUGUGCAUUGUGUGUGGUGAAACAGAGAGAAAAGAAAUACAUUUUUAUCAUUAUUUUGCUGAAUCCCAAAUGAUGCAAUUGGGGCUACAUGGUGAUGCAGUGGGUAGCGCUGACAGCUCAUAGUGAAAAGGGCCUGGGUCUGAUUUCCCUGCUGGACAACCAGGGUCCUUUCUCUGUGGAGUUCGCAUGUUCUCCGUGUGUCCAUGUGGGUUUCCUCUGGGUGCUCGGGUUUCAUCCCACAAGCCCAAAGACAUGCAGUCAUGCCAAUUGAAUCUACUAAAAAUUGCCCUAAUUGUGUCAGUGUGUGUGUGUGUGUUUGUGUGUCCGGGGUGUUUUUUGCCUUUCACAAAAUAAAUGAGAACCACUGCAACCCUGACCAGGAUAAAGCAUGGGUAAAACAGACAAUGAAUAAAAAGAAAUGUACAGAUGAAUGUGUGACAGUCAGAUCAGCGGAGGCAAACUUGUGUGAACUCUUUGGAUGAAGCUGGAUUUGUGUGUUAAUGAACCUCAAAAUAUGAUCCAACCCUCAUCUAGAUUAUUAUCAAACACACCAUAUACAAUAGGGGGCCAAAGGUCUGAGAAAAUGCUUUAAUUUUACACUUUUCUUAGAUUUAAUACAAUGUAUUUUAUUACAAAUCAUAAAAAAUGACCACGUUAUAUCACUUGUACAAAAGUUUAGAUUUCCUUGAGUCUGAUCCAAUGACUUUCAGAAGGAUUUGAUCUACAUAAGUUUGUUUAAAUUAAUCAUUGUGCAGCCAUUAUUGAGCUUUAAUUAAAAUGGUCAUCCUAAAUACUUUCUAAAAUACAUAUAACAUUUUCAAAGAUUCAACAUUUACCUCAAAUUGUUGUGCUGAUUAUUUAAAUUGUAAUAAAAAACAUUGUGGUAAUUAAAAAAUCCUUAAUUUCCUCUAGUGGUCUCAGACUUUUGGCCCUUUACUGUACAUUAGAAUUUUUAACGCCACUUUUACAGCUAGCACAUGAAGUUGCAAGACCAGUCAGUAACAUCUGAAGAAACUUGAGCUGUAAUCAUGUAGUACAAUACUCCUUCAAACUUGUAAAACCCUGUAGUAAUCACAUUUUUUCUACAAAGUUCCCAGACUAAACUAACAUAUUGAAAACGUGUUAAUAUUGCUGUAAAUUUCAAAAAUAAAACAAAUUAGAAACA